Molecule: messenger RNA, 3442 nt
Organism: Cucurbita maxima (winter squash)
Lineage: Eukaryota; Viridiplantae; Streptophyta; Magnoliopsida; Cucurbitales; Cucurbitaceae
Product: homeobox-leucine zipper protein ATHB-14
Exons: 18
Coding region: 717-3257 (846 amino acids)
Molecular function (GO): DNA-binding transcription factor activity; DNA binding; lipid binding
Source: RefSeq, a predicted model, not a curated record
AGUUCUUUUUUUUUUUUUUCUUUUUGUUCUUAAAGAUUGAGAAAUGAAGAUGAAGAACAGAACCCAUUAUUCAAAAGAACCGUUCUUGCUCUCUGGCCUUCUGAGUUUAUGGGACAGGCUUUAAAUAAAACAAAUGCCCCUCUCAGCCUCUCUCUGACACUGCCUACUCUCAAUUAAUCCUUCUUUUUCUUUUCUUUUCUUUUGAAUUUUCACAUCACUCAGUGGGAUUUUCAAUUUUUAUUUGUUGCAGAAAAACCCAGAGAGAGAGAGAGGGAGAGAAAGUUGGGAAGAGGAAUUAGCCACCUGGCUCUUGGAUUGCCAUUGGAUAUUUGUUUUCUUGUGUUUAUAAUACUUUCUCUGUCCACGUCUUUUGCUUUUCUUUCUGUGGGUUUUGGUUUUGGAUUUUCUUUUUUCCUCGAAAUUGGUGUUUUUGUGUGAUAAAGAGCAGAGGACUCUGUUCAUGCUCUUCUUCAACCUGUGUGCUUUGAGGAAGAAGCAGAGCACUAACUGAUGAAGGAGAGAGGAGGCUCUCUUGGAGGAGAGAGCCUGCCCGGUAAAAACACUAACAACACCAACACCGCUCAAGAAGAAGACCAAGACGACCCUCAAAUUUGCUGCUAACUUCCCUUUUUUCUCAGUCAAAAAAUUUCAGUCCUUGAGGCUUUUUUUUGGUGGGUUUUGAAUCUUUCUUUGUUCCAGUUCGUUUCAAAAGGUUCAUGGCGCUUGUAAUGCACAAAGACUCAUCAAACCAACAGAUGGAUACGAGCAAAUACGUACGGUAUACACCUGAACAAGUUGAGGCAUUAGAGAGAGUCUAUGCAGAAUGUCCAAAGCCCAGUUCUCUUAGAAGGCAGCAGCUCAUUAGAGAGUGUCCAAUCCUUUCUAAUAUUGAGCCCAAACAGAUCAAAGUUUGGUUUCAAAACCGCAGAUGCCGGGAGAAGCAGAGGAAGGAAUCUUCUCGACUCCAGAGCGUAAACCGAAAGUUGUCUGCGAUGAACAAGUUGUUGAUGGAGGAGAAUGACCGUUUACAGAAGCAGGUGUCCCAUUUAGUGUAUGAGAAUGGAUUUAUGCGCCAGCAACUUCAUAGUACAUCUGGGACGACUACAGACAACAGCUGUGAGUCUGUAGUCAUGAGCGGUCAGCCCCAACAACAGCAAAACCCAAAUCCUCAGCAUUCUAACAGGGAUGCAAACAACCCAGCUGGUCUUCUUGCAAUAGCCGAGGAGACCCUGGCAGAGUUCCUUUCCAAGGCUACAGGAACUGCUGUCGACUGGGUCCAGAUGAUUGGGAUGAAGCCUGGUCCGGAUUCUAUUGGAAUCGUUGCUGUUUCCCGCAACUGCAGUGGGGUAGCAGCGAGAGCCUGUGGUCUUGUUAGUCUAGAGCCAAUGAAGGUUGCCGAAAUUCUUAAAGAUCGCCUUUCAUGGUAUCGUGACUGUCGCUGUCUUAAUGUUUUUAGUGUAAUCCCUACUGGAAAUGGGGGAACAAUAGAGCUCAUAUAUAUGCAGACUUACGCUCCAACAACAUUAGCAGCUGCACGUGACUUCUGGACCAUGAGAUAUACAACAAGUUUAGAAGAUGGCAGUCUAGUGGUCUGUGAAAGGUCAUUAACUACUUCAAGUGGUGGUCCAGCAGGGCCUCCGCCAUCUACUUUUGUGAGAGCUGAAAUGCUUCCUAGUGGUUAUCUAAUACGAGCAUGCGAGGGUGGUGGAUCUAUUAUUCACAUUGUUGACCACAUUGAUUUGGAUGUUUGGAGUGUCCCUGAAGUUCUUAGACCGCUUUACGAGUCAUCCAAGAUCCUUGCUCAGAAAAUGACGAUCGCUGCAUUGCGUCACAUUAGACAAAUUGCACAAGAGACUAAUGGAGAGAUCCAAUAUAGCGGGGGACGUCAACCAGCUGUAUUACGAACGUUUGGUCAGAAACUCUGCAGGGGUUUCAACGACGCUGUUAAUGGGUUUGUGGAUGAUGGUUGGUCAGCUAUGAGCAGUGAUGGUUUGGAGGAUGUGACAAUUGUCAUAAACUCAUCAGCAAACAAGUUACCUGGGUCACAGUAUAAAACGUCUAUGUAUCCCUCUUUUGGUGGAGUGAUGUGUGCAAAAGCAUCAAUGUUGCUUCAGAAUGUGCCUCCUGCUUUGCUUAUUCGAUUCUUGAGGGAGCAUCGAUCUGAAUGGGCUGAUUAUGGAGUUGAUACCUACUCCGCCGCAAGUUUAAAAGCCAGUCCAUAUGCUGUUCCAUGCGCAAGGCCGGGUGGUUUCCCUAGCAACCAGGUUAUUUUGCCUCUUGCUCACACUGUGGAGCACGUAGAGUUUCUGGAGGUGGUUCGGCUGGAGGGCCUUGCAUUCUCCCCUGAAGAUGUUGCUUUGGCUGGACGAGAUAUGUACUUAUUGCAGCUCUGUAAUGGAGUUGAUGAGAAUGCAGUUGGAGCUUGUGCUCAGCUUGUGUUUGCGCCUAUAGAUGAAUCUUUUGCCGAUGAUGCUCCUUUACUUCCUUCUGGUUUUCGUGUCAUACCCCUGGAUCCAAAAACGGAUGAGCCCACUGCUAAUCGAACAUUGGAUUUGGCUUCUACUCUUGAAGUCGGUGCCAACGGUGCACGCUCUGGUGGUGAAGCUGAUUUGAGCACCUACAACCUCCGGUCGGUCUUGACUAUUGCCUUCCAGUUCACUUUUGAGAAUCACUUACAGGAAAAUGUGGCUGCUAUGGCUCGACAAUACGUUCGUAGCGUUGUGGGGUCUGUUCAGAGGGUUGCUAUGGCCAUUGCCCCAUCACAGUUGAGUUCCAAUAUUGGACUAAAACCCCUUCCUGGUUCUCCUGAAGCUCUUACUUUGGGUCGAUGGAUUUGCCGAAGCUACAGGAUCCAUGUUGGAGCUGAGCUCCUUCAAGCCGAUUCCCAGUCUGGGGAUGCCAUGUUGAAGCAGCUCUGGCACCACUCAGAUGCAAUCAUGUGUUGCUCCGUCAAAGCCAACGCAUCUGCUGUGUUCACCUUUGCCAACCAGGCCGGUCUGGACAUGCUUGAAACCACUCUUGUUGGCCUGCAAGAUAUAAUGCUCGACAAAAUUCUCGACGAAGCGGGUCGGAAGAUCCUCUGUUCUGAAUUCCCCAAAAUAAUGCAGCAGGGAUUCACAAAUCUGCCAUCUGGCAUUUGCAUAUCGAGUAUGGGUCGUCCUAUUUCUUACGAGCAAGGCGUUGCCUGGAAGGUUCUAAAUGAUGAUGAUUCCAAUCACUGUCUGGCUUUCAUGUUCAUAAACUGGUCUUUUGUGUGAUGGCGAAGGACAUGACUCUAGUGGGAUUUGUAAUUUCAACUUAGACAUAUAAUGCCUUUGGUUUGACUGCAGGACUUUUUGCUUUGGACCCUUUUGUUUCAAACUUAGACACCCAUGUCUUAAAGUCGUUCAUUUCAUGAACUCUAUUAUAUGCUAAUAUGAUGGCUACAUCUUCUGCUUAAGGA